GUCCAGCUAACUUAUGAGUAUGUUAUGAUGAUAUAAAAUGUAUUCUGUUUAGUUCACAUUUCAUAUUUUAAACAUCAUGCCUAAGACAGAAUUGUCCUUGAUAGUUCUACUAGUAAUUAUCGUAUUUCACGUACAAUUUUGUACUUCCACUGAUACAAUUUCCUUUAACAAAUCUCUAAAAGAUGGAGAUUUGUUAAUCUCUUCUGGAAAAUCAUUUGCUCUUGGUUUCUUCAGUCCUGGAAAUAAUUCCAACAAUCGAUACGUUGGAGUUUGGUACAAUAAUGUCCCUGAACUAACAGUCGUUUGGGUCGCUAAUAGAGAGAAUCCUAUAAAUGGUACGUAUGGGGUUCUCUCUAUCGACCCAAAGGGUAAUCUCGUCAUACUAAAUCGAAAUACCAAAAUUUUCUCCUGGAAAAUAACCAAUAUUUCCUCUGCUCAGCUUUUGGAUUCAGGGAAUUUCGUGUUGUUUCGAGACCCGAAAAGGGCAGUUAUUGUAUGGCAAAGCUUUGAUUAUCCUACAAAUACUAUACUUCCUAACAUGAAAUUUGGGAAUGACAAGAAAACCGGUUUGAACCGGUCUCUGACGUCGUGGAAAUCGAUGGAUGAUCCCGGUUCAGGGGAGUAUUUAUACAAGGUUGAGAUAAAUGGAAUAGUACCUCAAGUUUUCCUGUACAAGAAUUUUAACAGGAUAUGGCGAACCGGACCCUGGACCGGUCUAGGUUGGAGUGGUGUACCCGAAAUGAAGCCUGGAUUUAUAUUUACCAUCAAUUAUGUUAACAAUGAAAGUGAAGUCUCUGUGACAUUCAGUAUGAAGGAACCAGUUCUCUCGAGAUUAGUACUGAAUGAAUCGGGGAUGAUGAAUAUAUUGAACUGGCAAGAAGGUGGGAAGAAAUGGGUACAAUUUUGGUCCGCGCCUAAGGACUCGUGUGAUGACUAUGUGCAUUGUGGCAAAUUUAGUAAUUGCAACUUGUACAACUUGGGUGAAUUUGAAUGCAAAUGUCUUAUCGGAUACGAGCCAAGGGAUAACCGGUCAUGGUACUUGAGAGACGGUUCCCACGGGUGCUUGAGGAAGAAGGACGAGAACCUGUGUAAAAAUGGCGAGGGGUUCGCCAAAUUGAGUAAUGUGAAGGUUCCAGACACGUACAUAGCGCGAUUGAAUAGGAGUAUCGGGUUGCAAGAAUGUGAGAAAUUGUGUCUGAAUAAUUGUUCUUGCACUGCCUAUGCAAGUGCUAAUGUUAGUAUAGGAGGAAUUGGAUGCAUCACUUGGUAUGGUGACUUGAUAGACACAAGAGAAUUCACAGAUGGAGGCCAAGAUUUGUAUAUCAGAGUAUCUGCAUCUACUUUGGCUCAAUUCUUGAAGAACAAUGGUCAUCACAGGAAAAGAACCAUAGCAAUUGUUACAGUGUGCAUUUCUGCAAUGCUCAUCGCGCUCUCGUUUGCUUGUUGUUUGGUAAUAAGGAAAAGGAGAAGAGGAGGAGGGGUUCAUCUGAAUCCCCUUUGUCGAAAAUUUACAUUGUAUAAACAAGAUAAGGAGGACCAAUUCACCAGUUUGAAUACUUUGAAAAGGAAUUUAGCUUCGUAUGAGAACUCUUCAAGAUGCAAUGAGAUGGAUGGAAGUGAACAAGUCGAUGUGUUAAUCUUCGAUCUAAGCACUAUCAUUUCUUCCACUGAUGAUUUCUCUGAUGCUAAUAAACUCGGAGAAGGAGGCUUUGGCAGCGUUUACAAGGGUCAGCUAAACAAUGGACAAGAGAUAGCGGUCAAAAGACUUUCGAAGAAUUCAGGACAAGGAGUGGAGGAAUUCAAGAAUGAAGUAACGUUAAUCGCCAGAGUACAACACAGAAAUCUUGUGAGGCUUUUAGGAUGUUGCAUACAAAGAGGAGAGAAAAUGUUGAUAUAUGAAUACUUGCCAAACAAAGGCUUGGACAGUUUUAUCUUUGAUAAAACUAAAGGGUCACAGUUAGAUUGGAGAAAACGAUUUGAAAUCAUCGUUGGAAUAGCACGAGGAUUGUCAUACCUUCACCACGACUCACGAGUACGAAUCAUACACAGGGAUUUAAAAGCCAGCAAUGUUUUACUAGAUGCCUCAAUGCACCCGAAAAUAUCAGAUUUUGGAACUGCUAGGAUAUUUGGUGGUGACCAAAUUGAAGCUAACACGAAUCGAGUCGUUGGAACAUAUGGUUAUAUGUCACCAGAAUAUGCAAUGGAAGGGCAUUUUUCAGUGAAAUCUGAUGUUUUCAGUUUUGGAGUUCUGUUGCUGGAGAUCAUCACUGGCAGGAAAAACACUACUCAUUAUCAGGAUCUGUCUUUAAAUUUAGUUGGAAAUGUUUGGGAUUCUUGGAAUGAUGACAAAGCUUUAGAUGUUGUUGAUCCCUCAUUAGGGGAUUGGUAUGAAACUAGUGAAGUUUUGAGAUGCAUCCAAAUUGGACUAUUAUGUGUACAAUCAUAUGCAAAUGAAAGACCAAUGAUGUCUGAAGUGGUCUUCAUGCUUUGCAAUGAAACAAAAUUGCCUAAUCCUGGACAACCUGGUUUUGUGUUCAGAUCAAGAAAUUCUUCUUCACUUCCUUAUUCGUCAUCAGCUAGUAUUGGAACUUCUGUAAAUGAGAUUUCUAUUACUACACAACAUGCUCGCUAAUGCUCGCUAGGUGUGUGUCGAAUCCUUCAAAAGUAGUACAAUAUAUAUUUUUUGUGGAUCUAACAUGGGUGCGGCAAUGUUUUUGGAGAGCACUGAGCCGUAUAGUCUUUAGGUAAUUUAUAGUUGAUCUUUUUAUUGCUUUAGUUUAAGGAACAUUUAAAUUAUUAGUGUAUUUUAACAUGUUAUAUCAGGUAAUUAUUUUUUUAUGUUUUAAAUUAUUAAUUCUACUUUUUAUGGAUAAUUAUGUAUAAUUAGUGACUUGAUA
This is a messenger RNA of Solanum dulcamara, 2897 nucleotides long. RefSeq names its product G-type lectin S-receptor-like serine/threonine-protein kinase At1g11410. The transcript has 8 exons. Bases 77 to 2632 code for a protein of 851 amino acids. Lineage: Eukaryota; Viridiplantae; Streptophyta; Magnoliopsida; Solanales; Solanaceae. Gene Ontology annotation, molecular function: ATP binding; protein serine/threonine kinase activity. Gene Ontology annotation, biological process: recognition of pollen; protein phosphorylation. The record is from RefSeq and is a predicted model, not a curated record.